This is a messenger RNA of Pelobates cultripes (western spadefoot toad), 24438 nucleotides long. The record is from the annotation of a GenBank genome assembly. Lineage: Eukaryota; Metazoa; Chordata; Amphibia; Anura; Pelobatidae.
CGUGGGUUGCUCCAAUUGGCUGUAACGCAUCUUUUGGCUGACUGCCAUUGGCUGCAGAAGGAUCAGCUGGGGAAAGGGGCGUGGCCUAUGAAGGUUGCUGUUGAGGGUUCUCAUUGUUGUGCAGUUAAUGCCUCUUUGCCUGGCUGCAGCGCACCCACAGGUCUGAUCCAGCUACUGUAUAACCUCCAACUGCCAGGUAACCAGAGCAGGCUGACUGCAGGCAUAUAAUAUACUGUGCAAUAUGUAUAUAUAUAAUCAGCUUUAACUAUAGUUUAAUCAUCUUCAUAUGGCUCUGUAAUAUUUCUCUUUAUUUUGUGCUAUUAGGUGGAUUUAAUAUGCAUUAUAAUAAAGGUUAAUAUCAAUGUUUGAACAGAUUAUUCACUUAUCCCAGUUUGUUUUAUCAUUCAGGUCCAGCCCAGUAACAAGCUUACUAUUUUUUAACAUAGUAACUAAGCAAGCCCUGCAGUGUAUUAUUUAUGGACAUUUUUAAAUGUGACUUAUUAUGUUACCAAUGGAUCUAAUGUGUGCACCCCCUUAAAAAAACGUGUGAUUGUUAGAAAUGCUUGCAGGUUAGUUGGUUUAGAACAGUAAGAUCCCCGGUGCAUCAUUGCUAAAUGCUACAGGCUCGUUUUUGUUGUUUGUUUUUCCCCUUUAAUUUUAUUAUUAUUGCCGCAGUGCUAAGGAUCACACCCUAAAAAGGGACAAUGGCUUCAGAAUUUUCUUACUUUGUUUUGAAUCCUUUGAACUGACGCUUGAGAAUUUGAAUGCUGUCCUGCUUUGCUUAAAUCACAAGAUCAUAUGCUGUUUUCUCACCCGAAGCAAUGUUUAUAUGACAGUCGACAAAUGGGCCUUAUUCACUAAACUGUGUAUUGUGUUGAAUUCAUUUGCGCAAUUGAGGCCACAAGAGCUUAGAGUGUUACAUUUUGUGCUCCUUUUUUGCCUGUCCCUGGCCUGUAGAGUUGGGAUUUAUGCAUAUUGUGCCCCUUUAAAUACUGUGGGAGUAUUCUCAGUCUCCUUAGCACCAGUAUGCCAGUCCUUCCCUUUCUAAGUACUUUGCAAAUGGAAUGCAGAUAAAUGCAUAACUCUCUGUAUGGUUGUAGGUGACUAAGAGGUACUUGGGGCAAGGUAGCAGAGAUGGGGCUUUGCACUGGUAAACUCUCUGUUAAAAGUAAAUAUAUACCAAUUUAACCCCUUAAGGACACAUGACAUGUCAUGAUUCCCUUUUAUUCCAGAAGUUUGGUCCUUACGGGGUUAAAAAAAAACAAAAAAACCUCUCAAACUCAAAUAUCCUGAUGAUGAAGUCAUUAAUAAUGCUGACUUUGUCUAAUUCACUGCUUCUCACGGAGAAGUGUUGAUGAUACAGGGCAGAGACUUAUGGCAAUCAAAAUGCUCUGUCAAUUCAACACCAAAAAAGCAUUGAAUCCAAUGCUUCUCUUUGAGACGUGUUGGACGCAUUUGGUGUCACCAUUGAAUAAAAUUGUUUGAAUUGCAAAUGCACUUUGAUCCUUGUAACAUUACUCAUUUAUCUUAUUUUGUAAUCUAUAACAAAAAAAAGCAAAAAAUCAGAGGAAUAAAAGGUGGUAGAAACGUGGAAAGGCAAAAACAGAAGCCAAUGUAUAAAGGGUAGAGACGCAAAUUUAUAAAGAAGAAAACGGGUCAUGCGCACAAAAGUGGCGCAGAUGUGACUGCGAACAACAGGGAUUUUUUUGCAGAAUCUCUAGUAACUCUCUCUGUUUAAGUGGUGGGGAUCCUUUUGGCUCCUACUCCUAGUUUUAUUUUCAUUUACAUUUCACCAACAUAUUCCACAGCACUUUACAAUGUGAUAAAGAGAGUCAUUUAACAAUAGAUGAGGUAGAUACAAAAUGUUACAGGAACAAUACGUUGAUGAGGACUCUACUCAAAAGACAACUUUAGUAACAACUUGCAGAAAUAUAUUGUGGUACCUGUGCCCCAGAUUAGUAUACUUGUAUUUUUUAACUAUGCAAUCAGCACUAUCUAUGUGUAUACAAUAUUACAUUUAAUGAUUUAGUUAAUAAGAAAUAUCCAAAUGAACAAUCUCCUGUAGCUGUUUGGCAAAUUAUUUUAUAAUUUAGUGAUUAUUAUUAUUAAACCAGCCCAGCUAUUGUACUUCUAAAUUGCCACAUGUAGCUCCAUUUUCAGAUGUUUCUAAAUAUCUGUCUUCGUUGAGAAACAUUCUUUAUAUUUUAUCAUGCUACCAAAUUACUUAUUUAAAGCAAGUGGAUAAAAGCUUUAAAAUUGAUUUUUAUUGGAUUUAAACUGCAUUUCUUUUAAUAAAAUGCUUUUGGAGAAACAAUCUAAGAUAUAAUUUUCUGUAUUACAAUCAUGUUUUUUGUGGGAGUGUGAAGGACAUUGACAUUAACAAACCGCAUCCAGUUUUUGGCUUUCUACAGGAUUCUUUAAACAUACUUUGUGUGUGGUGGUUAUUUUGUGUUGCACAAUACUAUUUUUAACUAGGAGACCAUCUGUUUUUGAGGUACUUACAAUUUUAGUUCCUAGUGUAGGCAUGUGAAUAGUGACAGUGGUGGUCAUUCAUUAGACAGUGACUAUCUGACAAACUGCAUUGAAUGAGAAUCUAAACUAUUUGGCUCAGGAAUUCUGUAUCGCCUUCGUAUAUAUCCCGUACAUACAUAACAUGUAUAGCUUGGAGGAUAGACGGGACAGGGGGGAAAUGAAGGGAACUCACACAGUAAAGGAGGAGACUUUAUUUAAUAGAAGAAAAACUACCACAACAAGAGUACAUAGUCUUAAAUUAGAGGGACAAAGGUUUAAAAAUAAUAUCCGGAAGUAUUACUUUACUGAGAGGGUAGUGGAUGCAUGGAAUAGCCUUCCAGUUGAAGUAGUAGAGGUUAACACAGUGAAGGAGUUUAAGCAUUGGGCACACUAGAUGGGCUGAACAGUUCUUACCUGCCAUCACAUUCUAUGGUUCUAUACCAAAUAUAGCAUAACCUAAAGUAUCCAUUGCAUGCCAUGUAUUACCACAGAAUUUCAUAGAGCCUUAUAGAAAUUCAAUGUACUCCACCUUUUACAUGACCAUUUGUUGCCUACAAACUAAAAAAAUGUUUUUUUUUUUUUUUUUUUUCAUUUUUAGUUCAAACCGUGCAUAUUUAAUACAAUGUUAACAGGCACUUCAGCAGUUUUAUUUAAAGCUUGCAGGAGUAAUUUGUGCUUGACCUGAAAGUUACAGGAUCAAUACUCACUUGUGUGUUUUAUCCUACCAAGGCUGCAGGAAUGAAUGGGCACUGUAAUGAACAUGGUGUAUAGGCACCAUCUAUUAGUAUUAAUUUUCCCUUGAUUAUAAUAAUAAUUUGCUAUUUUUAUAGAGAUGUAAAGCACUUUACAAGUAUACAAACAUAAAGACAUAAAAGUUAGGAGUUUCUGAAGGUCAGAUGAUGGGACUGAAUUCCUGAUGGAAGAGGUGGGUCUUUAGCUUUUUUAAAAAGGUUGUAAGGAUGGUGCCUCUCUGAUUGUGCACGGAAAAGAGUUCCAGAAGGUAGGGGCAGCGUGUCUGAAUGCCCUGGACAGGGCUGUCAUCAGAAAUUUUGUGGCCCCUAACAAAGCUCAACGUUUUGGCCCACCCCCGACUCCGCCCACAGGGCUCUUUCUGAGUCCGCCCACAAGGAUGCAGGACUGAAUGUGGUGUGUGUGUGUGUGUAUAGUGGAUGUAGAAUUAGAAUGCAUGCAAUGGAUGCAGAAUGAGUGUAUAAUGAAUGCAGUGUGUAUAUUGGAUGCAGAUUUUACGUUUGUGUGUAUUAGAUGCGGUGUGUGUUUGUGUAGUGUGUGUGUGUGUGUGUAUAGUGAAUACAGAAUGUGUUUGGGUAGUGUGUGUUUGUGCAGUGGCUGUAGUGUGUGUGUGUACAGUGAAUAUAGAGUGUGUGUGUGUGUGUGUGUGUGUUUGUGCAGUGAUGUAGUGUGUGUAUAUUAGAUGCAGUGUUUGUGUAUAAUGAACUGUGUGGUGGAUGUAGUGUGAGUAUAGUGAAUGCAGAAUGUGUGUGUAGUGGAUGCUGUGUGUAUAGUGAGUGCAAACUGUUUGUCAGUGUAUUAUGAAUGCAGUGUGUGUGUCAGUGAAGUGUACGCAGAGUGUGUGUUGUACUAGUGUAUGCAGUCUGUGUCAGUGUAGUGUAUGCAGUGUGUGCUUGUUGUAUUAGUGUAUUAGUUUAGGCGGGGGGGGGGGGGGCAGCACACUGCAUCUGCACAUUCAGCUCCUCUCUCUUCCAAUAACUCUCACGAGCGUGGCCUGCGUGACGCUCGGAGCUCUGAAGGCCGCGGGUCUCGCAAGAGUUAUUGGAAGAGAGGAGCUGAAUGUGCUGGGCCCCUUCUGCAGUAACAGGGAGCCACGGGCCCGCAGCUGUGUGUAUAUGUAUAUAUGUGUAUGUGUAUGUGUGUGUAUGUAUGUAUGUAUAUGUGUGUAUAUAUAUAUAUCUAUAUAUAUCUAUCGAUAUUCGCUAUGUGUGCAGAGAGGGAAUGUGGGGCCGGGGACUGCCAGAGCAGUCCAGGCCCCCCCAGGACCGCUGGGCCCGUGACAACCAUCAUGGUUGUCACCCCCUGAUGGUGGCCCUGGCCCUGGAACCUGAGUCUGUCUUUAUUCUUGGCACUGACAAGAGGGAUCUGCUGGCUGGCCGAGGUGAACUGGAUGGAAUGUAGGGAGCUCUUUCAGGUAUUGUGGGCCCUGAUUGUGAAGGUUAGCAGGCCUAUUUUUAAAAUAUGUUCGCCAUUUUAUUGGAAGCCAAUGCAGGGAGUGGAGAACAGAUGUUAUGUGGCAGGAGCGAGUUUGAUUGGUCAGUAGUCUGGCUGCUGCAUUUGGAACAGUCUGAAGGUGAUGGAGUUCUUUUUUCUGGGAGGCCCAAGUAAAGUACAUUGCAGUAAUCUAGCCGAGAGGAUACAAAUGCAUGGAUUAAUGUUGGCAUAUCAUCCGGUGGAAUUACGUGUUGUAUCCUGGCUAUGUUUUUCAGAUGAAAGUAGGCAGAUUUUACUACAGAGGAAAUCUGCUGUUUAAAUGAUAGUCCAGAGUCAAUCAGCACUCCGAGGUUCCCUACCUUUGAUGAACUAAAGAGUUCAGAGCCUCCAAACUCCAGGCCAGUUGGGUAAUCAUGGGAUAUUUUUUUUGCCCGGGGUCCCCACACCAAGUAACUCUGUUUUGUCCGGGUUCCCUUUAGCCAGCUAGCAUUCAUCCAUUCUAAGUCUGCUAAGCAACUGUUGAUGCGGCAUGUUGGGUCUGUGGUAUCUGGAGCAAAGGAGAAGUAGAGUUGUGUGUCAUCAGCAUAACAAUGAUAUCUUAGGGCAUUGACCUAAGAGGAAUUGGCUUGGAACAUAUAAGGUGGGCAUCACUGAAGCUGUAGAAGAGUAAACCUCUGAUUUAUUGAGACUGACAUUCCUAUAAAUAUCAUGCACAUACAGCCACUCUCUGUAUCCAUCUAAACUGUCAUUUCUAGGAAUCUUUAGAUUUAAAGGAUGGCCAUUUGAUAUAUUUUUUUUCCCCCCUGUAAAGCAAAUAGCACUGCACAUGCAUCACAAGACUGGUAAUUGAAGUGAACAAACAUGAGGUUAUUGUCAGAGAGCAAAUCACAGUCAAUCUCUCAUUAUCAACUCUAUAUUUUUAUUUAAUGGCUUUGUGGUUUGUUUGCUUUUUGUUUUGUUUUUUGCUCAGGACCUCUCCAACACACUGUAUAUAUUAUUUUACUCUCUGAAUUUCUGGAACAAUGGAAAGGAGAGGGUUUAACAUCACCAAGGAAUCAACAAAUAUUAGCCAUUCUAAGACCCUUGUAAGAAUGAUAAAUCAGUUGCAGAAUUAAAGGGUUACUAUAACCCUUUUCACAAUCUAUUUUUUUUUUUUUUAAACUUUAUUAUUCCACAUUGGGUACUAUUGAUCUUGUCCACCGCCUUAUUUAUUUAAAUAAACCUAUUCACUAGAUUAACACUUACUUUAAAUGUAACACCGGGUGAGGUCCUUCUUGCAUUGUUGCUUUAAUCUGCUGUAAUCUUGCACCACCCUGUAUCCAGUUAAAUGUUUCUCAUAGAGAAAAACAACAAUUAGUAUAAAUUAACACCACAAAAUAUAGUGUAGCACUUUCAUCUAAAUCUUGGUGAUUUUGGUUUUGGAAUUGCAGGUGAAACUACAUUGUAUCAUUGUUCCUCUGAACUGCAGAUCUAAGCUGUACAGUGUUUAGCUAAGCCUUUAUAACAGGCCGCUCUAUACAUUUUGUACGUUUUUUUGUUUGAUACAUUGAGGUGGUUGUAGAUUUUUUUUUUUUUUUUCACCAUAAUUUUUUUAUAAUGAAAUACCUCACCGGCUAAUAAAAUGAUCCAAUCAGAUGCUUCUUUAUGAGAAUCUAUAUUGGAAACAAUAAAAGAGGGCAUCAGAUUUAAUUUUUGCACAGAAUUUAUAUGCAGUAGCCUGGAAUAGCGUUCUGGGCUUCCUAAGUCACGUGUGCAGGGGUUGCACAUACUGCCUUCUGCCAGCAUGACCAUUGCUAAAAGCAAAAGAGUUCAUAGUGGUUGGAGUAACCCUUUAAACCUCGUUAACUAGAGGCAUUAUGUGUAACAUAUAUACCUAUUUGUGUAGCCAAAUACUAUAUUUGUAUUUCUAAUUGUCUCAUAAAAUGCACUCGAGGUUAGGGAUUCUUUAUGCUAGCAUUUUAAUAUUCUAAGCUAAAUGAAUGGCUCAACUUUAGUGUGUGCACAUGGACAGCUGUGUGACCUUCUACAUAAUCCUAUUGGGCAUUUGCUUUGUCUUUCAAGAAAACUGCAGAGUCAUACACCGCUCUUGCAUAACCCUUUGAGUGAUUGCAUUCCUCAACUGUAACAACAUUUAACCAUUUCAUGUUUUUUGAAGACUCCUAAAAAGUGGUUGACUUCAAUAUUGUUGCCUCCCAACCAUUGUGAUUUCAAAGGAACACUCCCAGCACCAUGACUACUACAUAUUACAGAAGUGCUCUGGCACCCCCCAAGACUAUGUAGUCAAACAGCUUUAAAGGACCACUAUAGUGCCAGGAAAACAUACUCGUUUUCCUGGCACUAUAGUGCCCUGAGGGUGCCCCAACCCUUAGGGUUCCCCUCCAGCCAGGCUCUAGGGAGUGGAAGGGGUUAAAUUUACCUAUUUUUCCAGCGCCGGGCAGGGGACUCUCCUCCUCCUCUCCUCCUCCUUCUCAUCGUCAUUGGCUGAAUGCGCAUGUGCGACAAGAGCCACGCGCGCAUUCAGCCAGUCCAUAGGAAAGCAUUCUCAAUGCUUUCCUAUGGACGCUGGCAUCUUCUCAGUGUGAAAAUCAGUGAGAAGCGCCUCUAGCGGCUGUCAGUGAGACAGCCACUAGAGGCUGGAUUAACCCUAUUAUAAACACAGCAUUAAGCUGAAGUGGUCUGGGUGCCUAUAGUGGUCCUUUUAAGAAUGGUUUGAAAACAUACCUGGGGUCUGCUGGUCACCUGCCACUGCCUGUUUUGCCAAUAAACCCAUCCUGGUUGUGCAGGGCUGGACUCAGCUCUUGCUUUCGGCCAGUGAGCCGGGCCUACACUGCAGGGCUGAGCUAAGUGGAGUUAGUGGAAGCUUCUGCAAACAGGAGAGGUGGUGAUGGGUGGCUUGUUAUUUUAGUUGUAAAGGUUUAAGUAAUUACUCCAAGAGUGCACAAGGGCACACUUGGCACCAUAACCAUUGCUGCGAGUUGUAGUGGUUAUGGUGCUUGGAGAGUUCUUUUAAUUUUUAAAAUCAAACUCUCAAAAUGGAAACUUGCAUUUAGAUUUAUUAUAACCAUUGUUUCUAUAGAGGCAAUAAUGGACUUUUAAGGUUAAAGGACCACUCUAGGCACCCAGACCACUUCAGCUUAAUGAAGUGGUCUAGGUGCCAGGUCCUUCUAGGGUUAACCCAUUUUUUCAUAAACAUAGCAGUUUCAGAGAAACUGCUAUGUUUAUGAAUGGGUUAAGCCUUCCCCCUAAUCCUCUAGUGGCUGUCUCAUUGACAGCCACUAGAGGCGCUUGCGUGCUUCUCACUGUGAUUUUCACAGUCAGAGCACGCCAGCGUCCAUAGGAAAGCAUUGAGAAUGCUUUCCUAUGUGACCGGCUGAAUGCGCGUGCAGCCGACGGGGCGGAUCGGAGGAGGAGAGGAGGCAGAGAGCUCUCCGCCCAGCGCUGGAAAAAGGUAAGUUUAACCGCUUUUCCCCUUUCCAGAGCCGGGCUGGAGGGGGACCCUGAGGGUGGGGGCACCCUCAGGGCACUAUAGUGCCAGGAAAACGAGUAUGUUUUCCUGGCACUAUAGUGGUCCUUUAAUGCAUUUGGAUUUUAGAAAAAUUUCCUCCAUAUUGAUGUGAGCCAGUCAUAUAGGUGGACAGAUUAUUUGUUUACAGUACUGGGGUGGUCCAGAUUAGACAAAAUAGAUAAUGAAAGUAAACGUAUCUCUGUCACAAAAAAUAAACUUUAUCUAAUCUGCUUCUAAAUUGCUCCUUGUGUAUGAAAAUCUCUCUCCCUCUCCUCUAAAAGCAAGGGUCUGUUUCAGUUGGCAAUCACUUUCACGCACAGUCCUUAGUAAAUCAAUCUCACAGAAGUGGAAGCAGCAGACCUCAUGGCAGAGGAGAACAAGAUGGUUGUGCCCAGAUAUAGAACAAAAACCCCAAAGAUAAAUAAAAAGACAGGCAAAGAAUGGGGGGGGGGGGGAGAACCAAGAAAUUCUAGGAAAGGCAGGGCCUUUUUUGCAAUGCUGCUAAGGAAGAGUGCCUAGCAAAAGCCCAAGUUUAUGAUAACUAUUUCGCAAUGAACUAGGGAACAGUGCCAGGACAAUUAGCAAAAUAACUUCUAAAGCAAGCGGUAGUGCUUAGACUGCCCCCAUUACAUUUCUAAAAUUCAACUACAAAAUAAUCUUACCACCAAUUUUACUAUUACCUGUCAGUUUCCUCUCUUACUGGUGUAUUCAGAUUAAAGGACCACUAUAGGCACCCAGAUCACUUCACCCCAAUGAAGUCAUCUGGGUGCAGUGGUUCUUUAGUUUUAAUCCUGUAGUGUGAAACAUUGCAGUUUUGGGGAACAUCUACAUGGAUUAACUAUAGUGGAUACACCGUAGCAUUAGGAAGACAUUUUUCGCUGAUAUGAAGAUUUGUUCCAGAUUUGCCACUUUUGCCUUGAUUUUUCUACUUUGAUUUUAAAUUGCUCAGAUUUGGAAUUUUGUGAAUGACCCAUGUAGUCUGCUUUCAGAUGAGUACACCUAAAAUGAACAUUUUAACCAGGGAUGGAGGAACACAACUGACAUUUUCUCUGCAUUACUUAUUUAAAACAUCUCAAUGGAAAUACUUGGCAAAUAUAAGAGCUUUUCUGACACACAAUUCAGAUUUUCUUGUUUUUAAUUCAACAGAAUGUCUAAGAAGAUUCAGGGUGGCUCUGUGGUGGAGAUGCAAGGAGACGAGAUGACUCGAGUCAUCUGGGACCUCAUUAAGGAUAAGCUAAUUUUGCCCUACGUAGAGCUGGAUUUACAUAGGUAAGUUGUUCCUUCAUUAAAGGAAAUCACUUUUAUUUGCUUGUAUUUGGCAAUAUUCUGACUCUGGUAAUUGUCCAGUUAAGAGAGAGAAAAAUAUGACAUAUUUAUUGGUUCUGCAAACUUUUAUCAUGUAUCAUUCAUAUAGACUGUAAGCUCGUUUGAGCAAUGCCCUCUUCAACCUAUUGUUCCUGCAAGUUUUUGUAAUUGUCUCAUUUGUUGUUAAAUCUCCCCCUUUGAUAAUAUUUUAAAGCGCUACGGAAAAUGCUGGCGCUAUAUAAAUACCAGUAAUAAUUCCCAAAGCAUAGUCCCCAUCCCAUUUUAGUUUCUGAAUGUUCUGUAUCCUUCAAAAGUUAAUACAUGUAAGAACACACGUAAAGUGUACUUAAGCUUACUAGUAGGGCAAAUGUUUAAUCUGUGAGAUCACACACUUUCUUAUUAACAUAAACACAAUGGUGAUUUUAAAUUGUGAUGUUGUUCAGAAGGGAUUACCCUUUACUCCAUCUAACCUGUUCCCUUAUCAUGCUUACCAGACUUUGAGCAGAACUAGCUUUUCAGAUAAAUCACAUUAGCUCCUUUACUGCAGGGACUGACGUAUCCUUGGAUAUGGAGGAAAGGUCACACAUUGUAAAGACUGCCAGUUCCUACAAGCUUGGAAAACAUGCAAGCACACAGACCGUAUAAUCACUGGAAGCUAUGUAUUCUUGCAGUCUUUUAUUUAUUUAUUUAUUUUUCCCCACCAUUGCCUUUAAUGAAUUAUUUCAGAGUUUACUCCAUCUAGAUUUUUCUGUAGAAUUAGAUCACCAUUUGUCCUACAGAGAAAUAUACAUCACAUAACAAAAGUACAAGGGGCCAUGCAUUAUUUUAUCAUUAUUAUUUUUUAUUUAUGGCAUUUGUGAAUAAUUUUUAUUGCCUAGGGGCUAUCGUAUGUUUAGCAAAUUACAUAACAAUGAUUUCUAAAAAGAAAAGUAUUGUGGAUCUUGCAAUAUGAACCUAGUCGAUAAACCUGAUUGUAACGUGAAUCCGUCAAACCUGAGUUACAAGGGUGAACAUCAAUCCUGCUACAGUGUCAAUUAAACUGUUAAGCAAGUCUUUUUGCUAACUUGCAAGCUGAGGUCACUAGGCCUUUUUAAAGUUUUGUAAUGGUAUAGAUCUGAUUAAUUUGUAUAGAUUUAUUUUUACAGUUAUGGAAAACCAUUUUAAGUUAUGCAAAGGUUCAUACGGGUAUUUAUUGUUCAGGAUGUGCUUGUUUUCGACUUGACAUUUAUUUAUUUUAAGUAUUCACAUAUAUUUAGCCCCAUGGAGUUUGCAUAAUUGUUAUUUCUCACAAUUCUUCAAAUGAUUACUCCAAGCAUCAUGAACACAUUAGUGUUUUCAAAUGGUGGUGAUGCCUGGAGUCUGUUUGUGUAUAUUUUCGGUUUAAAACACUACACAUAAAGAGAUAUUCAGGUAAGCUGCUAGAGGUGUAAUUCCACCUCCGGCAACGUCAUCAGGACUUCAUUCACCCACUUAAAACAAGGCUUCGAUUAAGAUGCCAUCCUGGGACCCAGCUAAGAAGGCAAUCAGUUGCAAAACUGUUUAUUACAUUGCCUAGAUACUCCCAGUAUCCUUAGCACUACAUCGGUUAUUGCUGCUUCAUGCUGUAAAUCCCAAGAAUGUCAAAAUAAUUAUGUACAACUUCCCAGUCACUCUUCUUUUAUUUUUUCAUUUAAAUAUAUAAUAUAUACAUAUGAUAUAACUUGGUUGAGUCUUAAACUUGGUGAAAAAAACAUUUCCCACUAUUUUAUUAUUGACAUACAAACAUUGGCUUCAUAGAUCAUUUGGAAUUGUUCUGAAAAGUGUAUUAUAAGAUAUUCCACUUAUUGACUUACAUACUGAAUUAUUUCUAUAAAGCUAUGAUUUGGGAAUUGAAAACCGUGAUGCCACCAAUGAUAAGGUCACAGUGGAAGCGGCAGAGGCUAUCAAGAAGUAUAAUGUUGGCAUCAAGUGUGCCACUAUUACUCCGGAUGAGAAUAGAGUGGAGGAAUUCAACUUGAAAGAGAUGUGGAAAUCUCCAAAUGGAACCAUCAGAAAUAUCCUUGGAGGCACAGUGUUCAGAGAGGCUAUCAUAUGCAAGAACAUUCCUAGACUUGUUUCCGGAUGGGUGAAGCCCAUCAUCAUUGGACGUCAUGCCUAUGGUGACCAGGUAAGAUGCUGCAUCUCUUCAGACAGUACUCCUACAGCUAUAGUAAAGAAAUUGUGAGCAAUUUACUGGAUCAGAUUGUGAACAUUCCUGUUUAUUUGUGCCAGUAGUACAACCAUGAACUAUAAUAAAUAUUUUAUUUACGGUUACUAUAUUAUUAUUAUUUAUAUAACAAAUUCUGCAGUGCUUUCGGUAUAUUGUAUCGCGUUCAAUAGUCCACAUGCUGCUACAUUCCUUCUAACAGCUUAUCAUGAUUUGUUUUGAGGCUUCAUAGCCAGUUUCUGAGUCUUCUACACCGCUUUUCAGUUUAACCCUUAGUUAGCCACAGAGUUUCUCACAUAUUUGUAUUGCAAUUAAACUCUGUCUAGUUGAAUUUUACUAAUCUUACAUUAUCACAUCCUGACAGAUCAAGAAAUUAAUUUAUCAGUGUUAUACUGAGUCUACUGAAUCAUUGUUUUAUUUAACUCUAUACUGCUCUGCCAGAUUUGAUAAAUGCAGCACCAUCAAAAUCUGAGCAGAUCAACAAUUAAAUUUACUUGUACAUUAAGGCUCAACAGCUAAAAACUAAGUUGGAUUAUCUAUACUAAGGCCCAACAACGUGAUAUUAAGUUUUAUCCAGGACUGGUGCAAGGAUUUUUGCCGCCCUAGGCAAACAAAAAUUUGCACCCAUCCAUAUGUUGUGCCCACCAUGUGACAUCACAAUGCCCCACCCAUAUGAUCUGCCAUAUGAGCCAAUGCCAGUGCUGCACACAGUGUCUUUUCUCUGAAAAAGCAGUGUGUUUACAUUAAAAAGCCUUCAGGCAUAGGCUAUCGACACCAGAACCACUACAUUAAGCUGUAGUAGUUCUGGUGACUAUAGUGUCCCUUUAAUGUGAGGUAAAUUUGAGAUUGGUGCCACUAAUAAUAUAAUGGAUUGCCUGCUUACCACAAGAUGAGAACAAGAUGAUGAUGGGCUCAGGCUGCAGUCUGGCUCCACUGCUCUAAUGUAGAACAGGCUCUCUGGAGGCUGUUUGUAUCAGUGCUCACAAAAAUCAACAAAUAGGAAGCAGCUCCAUGGUUUUUUGGGCCCCUUACACAGCUCAAGGUCUGGGCCCCCAGGGGCUGACAGUGAGUAUGCCUACAAGGCUUGCCCAUAAGUCCACCUACAUGGCCCACACAUGACUUCACUCACAGGGAGUGGAGUGUAUGUGUGUAGGGGAUAUGUUAUGUGUUGUUGUAGAGGAUGUAGUGUGUGUGUGUGUUAUGGAAUGUAGUGUAUAGGAAUACCAGUUUGUGUAUGGGAUGUAGUGUUUGUGUGUAAGUGAUAGAAAGCAGUGUGUGUAAGGGAUGCCUUGUGUAAAUCUGUUUUUGUAUGUGUAAGGGGUACAUUGAGUGUGUGUAAGAUGCAUUGUGUGUGUGUGUGGGAUGAAUUAUGUAUGUGAUGGAUGCAUUAUGUGUAAGGGUGAGUUUGUGUCUUACAAGCCCCUUGUGUGUUUCUUAUUUCGCUCUUCUCUUUGUAUGUGUCUAACUCCCCCCAGCCCCUUUGCGUUUUUUACUCUUACCAGCUCCUUUGUGUGUCUUUUACCCACAGGCCUCUCUGUGUGUCUUUCCCCUCCCAACCCCAGGUGCCCCUUUGUGUCUCCCUCAUGAGCCCCUUUGUGUUUCUCUUUCACCCCUUCCUCAGUGUCUCUGUAUCUUACAACCCCCCCCGUCCCUUAAUGAUCUUUCACUUCCCCAUCCAUUAGAGGUCUCCCAUCCUGUCCCUGAGAACUAUCCCAUCCCCUCCUGUCCCUUAGUGUUCUCCCAUCCUUUCCUGUCCCUUAGUGAACUCCCAUCCAUUAGUGAUAUAUUUUGCCCCCCAUUCAUAGAUGCUAAUGAGGGUAUAGGCUAUCAGAGCCCAGGAGAUCCCUGUUUUUGCCAUACUGCUCCAAAAUGGUUUGAAAAAAAAAUGGCUGAUGGCGUCCAUAGAUUUAUAGCACCAUAACCACUACAUUGACCUGUAGUGUAUAUUGUGCUUUGAGUGAUGUGGUUACUGCUUAAUUGUGUAAAAUGAUUAACAUGUUUGUUGCUCUUUGAAAAUCUAAUUUAAGGAGUAAUCUCUGUACACAUUUGGUUGACUGAUUGUAGACCAUGAAAAUGCAAAGGUUUGCAUAAGUCAAACUAACCAGUUUGUAAAACAUAAAUCAAUUAACAGGCUGAACAUUAACCAUUCUCAUAAAAGACCAUGUUUUUCAAUUUGGUUUCCACAAGUAAAGAUUUUUUUUUUUAGUCAUUGUUAGUAACUAUGAGUGUGAGCCUAGAAUUGGUGUAAAAAAACAAGCCACCCCUCCCCUCCCCCCCACACACACACACAACUCUUUAUUAUUUGUGUGCUUAUGGGGUUCGGAGUGUCACUUUAAUUACUAUAUGUUUAUAUUAUGUAUUCAAAUGUAUGAGUAUAUGUAUGUGUGUGUGUGUGUGUGUAUAUAUAUGUAUAUAUAUCUCUAUCCUCAAUCUUACUGGAGUAUUUGUAUUUUUGUUGUAGAUUUAUAUAAAACAUAUAACACAGCCAGCUCGCUUGUAGCUCCUAAAGUCUAGAGAAGCAAAUCAACAUAUUAAACUAAAAUUGUCAUUACAUGGAGCGGUCUUGUGUUUUUCAUUUUUACAGUACAGAGCAACAGAUUUUGUGGUUCCUGGGCCAGGCACUGUAGAAAUCUCAUUCACACCUAAAGAUGGAGGGGAACCUAUUAAAUAUGUGGUCAAUAAAUUUGAAGGUAAGUUUCCUUUAAAGUUUAUUUUUUUUUUCUUCUUCUUCCUUUCCCAAUCUUUUAUUUUCUUAAAGACAUGCCAGGCUGGAACCGAUGCCAUUUGUGUUCCAUUUUGGUUGUUGACAUUUAUAAAAUAUCUAAAAGUAAGGUUAACCACCUUUUGAAUGUCAUUUGUUUAAUGCAAAUACACACAGGAUUUGCUGUUUCUGCAAAUUCAUUAAUUUCAAUGUGGCUGCCAUAACAUCUCAAGUUGCUUAACGUACAGAAGCCAUAAUAAUGUUAGAUAUUGCUAUAUUCAUAGAGCAGCACAUGCACAUCUAUACUUGUCAAGAAGUUGCUACUGAUUUAUGAAAAAGAUGUGCAAGACAAUGUUAAUAGGGGGUUCACUUUAUUUGUGAGAGUCCUCAUUCAUUUAUACGCAAAUGAGAAGCAGCCAAGGAGACUGUACUUAUAUGUGUAAGUGAUAGAUAAUAUAGCCUAUAUAUAUAGCUACCCGAAGCUGAUCUUUUAAAUUUAGGCCCCACUUUAUUUUGUUGUGCUACUGUUCAUGUGCUCAAGCCUUUCCAGUAAUGCAGGUUUUGCAGCUUUUAUAAUGACCGUACACAUAGAUAUUAUAAGUCAAACAUACACAGCAAAAUUUGCACCUCAACAAAGUAUGCCCUUGCUUUUAAUUUUUUUAAAUUUUUUAUAAGGUUUUAAAAUGACUUGAUAUUUUAAAACAAAAACAAUAUUUUUAUUUAUUUAUGGAUAUUAUUUUUUUUUAUAUAAUGAGAUAUAUAUAUAUAUAUAUAUAUAUAUAUAUAUAUAGAGAGAGAGAGAGAUAGAUAGAUAUAUAGAUAUAUAUAUAUAUAUUUUGAAUAAAAAAAUAAUUAUCCUACGAUAUUGAAUAAUUUGAAAAGCACGCCCAAAAAAAAUUAAAUUCAGACCUAUGUUCCUUACAUUUGUUCUUAGUUGAACAGAAAAUAAUAUAUGGCAUAGAAAACUGUUAAAGGGGUUACUCCAAGCAUCAUAAACCUUACAGUUUGCAGUAGUGGUUCUGAUGUCUGGUACCAUGGCCGUGAUCCCCGGUUAUGAGGCAAACCAUUUAUCAAUGUUUUACUCCUUAACUAGGUCCCCACCGGGCUCUAAUGCUCCCUGGUGGUCCAGUGGCAGGCUUCCGGUUUCUGCAGAUUCUAGUUCAUAGCUGGCUGAUUACGCUGCCAGAAUUGGACUUACACUUCCAUCAGCUAAACAGUUAAACUCUUGAGAGCCCCCUCAUCCAACAAUCUCAGCCUAACCCAAUUCAACUCAGAAGGAACCUGAAUUCUAUUGACCUCCAGCAGCUCUCAGAUGGUGUCCAGUCUUAAUUUUUGUCCAUCCCUACCUUAUGUCCCUCACUGGCUAUCUCCUUAUACAAUAUUAUCUUCACUACUGCCCUGGAUGCUGUAGCCAUUCGCCAAACAUACACCUCAAAGAGGACAUUCCUCCAACCAUGGCACACUUAAGUCAACACGCUACCGGAUGCUUCCUUUCUGCUGAACGCUACUGGAGGAAGUCUUGCACCUUGUCAGACUUUCUCCAUUAUAAAUUAAUCUUGCAUUCGUACAGCACAGCCCUCACUCUUGCUAAACAGUUAUACUGUUCCUUCUUAAUAUUUUAUGCUCCCGCACAGAUUAUAGCUUUGCAUGCUACUUCACUGACUAAAUUGAACCGCUAUUGAAAGAAUUUUCAUUUGCUUCUCUCCCUCUCAACCUCACUUGGAUAGGGCCUUUUCUACCCUUCAGAGCUUCUCCCCAGCUACAGAACAAGAAGUGACUGCACUGCUCCUUUCCUCAUGAUCCUGUCCCAUCUCACCUUAUCAAAUCUCUCUCCCCUUUUUAUUUAUUUCUCGCAUUUAUAAAGCGCCAACAGCGCUGUACAAUUGGGGGAAAAAGACAAAACACAAUAAGAACAGACCAGUACAAAAGGUAGAGCUUACAAUCUAAUGGUCUUAUUCCUUCCUUAACACACAUCUUCAACUGCUCUUUCUUCUGGCAUUGCCUUUGCUCUCCUUAAACAUGAUACUGUUUUACCAAUCCUAAAAAAGCCAUCUCUUGACCCAGCUUCCAACUAUUGUCCCAUAUCCCUACUUCCUUUUUGCUCAAAGCUUCUAGAAUGGCUUGUUUGACCUCCACUCUGAGAUCUUUCUAAUUAAAAUUACAAAUUAUCUAAUCGUGGCUAAAUCCAAACUCUAUACUAAUUCUUCUUGACCUCUGCUGCCUUUAAAAUGGUUGAUCACUUCCUCCUUCUCCAAGCUCCUCAAUCCCUCUGUCUCUGUGACAUUGUCCUCUCAUGGUUCUCCUCUUAUCUCUCCCAAUCUUCAAUCAGUGUCUCCUUUCCUAAUAUUUCCUCCCCUCAUCCUGCCUUGGUUAGAGUCCCCCUGUCUUUUUUGGUCAACUUCUGUUUUCUCUAUAUACCACCUCUCUUGGCAAACUUUUUUUAAUUAGUUUUGAUUCCAGUACUACCUGUACGCUGAUGACACGCCACUUGCCUUUCUUCCAUCUCUGCCUGGAUGUCCUUCAGCUUUCUGAAACUCCAUCUCUUUAAAACUGAGCUUCUUUAUUUCCUCCUCAUAACACUGAUCCUCCUUUUUUGCUCUCCCUGCAAGUUAAUGGUACCUGCAUCAGCUGGUCCUUGCAAGCUCACUGUCUUGGUGUUCUCUUUGAUCUGGCCUCACCAUUGCGCUUCAUGUCCAGUCUGUUGCCAAUACCGGUCGAUUCCACCUUAAAAACAUUGCUUGUGUCUAGUAAUUUCUCACAUUGAUUACUGUAAUUCUCUCCUUACUAGGCUCCCCAGAAGCCAUACUGCCUUGCUGCAGUCUGCAAUGAAUGCUGCUGCCAAGCUCAUCUUUCUCUCCAGUUGCUCCUCUCACACCUCACCCGUCUGUUAGUCCUUACAUUGGUUUCCUGUAGCCUAUAACUGUCAGUUCAAAAUUCUAGCCCUUACCCAUAAAGCUCUUAACUCUAACCCCCAUUAUAUAUAUUUUUAACUAGUUCGUAUGUAAGCCCCUUCUGCAGUCCACGGCUUGCACAUUUACAGCUAACUCCCGCUUGCAGGACUUCUCGCGUGUUACUCCUUUCCUUUGGAACAGCCUGCCUACCUACAUCAGUGUCUCCCUGUGUCUUUUUAAUCAUUUAGGAAGUCCCUCAAAGCCAUUUUUUUUUUGCUUUCAAAGCUUAUAGCCUCCCAGCGUAACCUCCAUCUCACAAACCUGUCUCUUGCUCCCUCCUAAAGGCUACACCUAACUAUCACCUCCAGUUCUGCUUUAUUCCCACUUUGUUGUUUGGGUGCUACCCCCAAUGCACUUCCUAUUGUAAUCUUGUUUGAGCAGGGUCCUCAUCAACCUGUUGAUCCUGUAACAUUUUGUAAUGGUGUCAUUCAUUGUUAAAUUUCCCCCUUUUUCUAAUAUUGUAAAGCACUGCAAAAUGAGUUGGCUCUAUAUAAAUGCCAAUAAUAAUAAAAAAUGUGUGUAUGUAUUUAUAAUAUUAUCAGUGUCCUGACUGGAUGCCAUUUAAGUAGUGUGGUUGUCCUCUGUCUUGAUACUGAAGUCUGUUCCUUCGUAUAUAUUUCAGACUGUGGAGGUGUUGCUCUUGGAAUGUUCAACACCGAUCAAUCGAUCAGAGACUUUGCUCAUAGCUCCUUCCAGAUGGCUUUGGCUAAGAGCUGGCCUCUUUAUAUGAGCACUAAGAACACCAUUCUCAAGAGAUAUGAUGGACGCUUCAAGGAUAUUUUCCAGGAAAUCUAUGAAAGGUAUGCAGAUUGUAUUAUUGCCAGCUGCAUUUUUACCUGGAUACAGGAGGAUGGAGGGUGGAUGGAUGACCCUUGUUUCUCAUCUUUACUCUAGUCCUUGAUUAUGACUUGAUCUUAUCACAGCAUGAAUGUCUUCGUGUAUUCUAGUGUCAAUUGGAAACCCCUCUUUAAUAGACUAAUAGAUGUUUUAUACUUGUUAAACCAUAUUGAUUUAAGACACAGUAGCUAUCCAGUCCUAUUUCACAAUACUGUUUGAAGUGGUAAAGUGAUGCUGUUCCGCUGUAUUUAGUAAAAUUUCUUCCUGCGUACAGUCCAGAUUAAGUUCUAGUUUCAAAACUUGAUGGUGAAAUGGCAGUAAAUUCCAAAUAGUUGUACAUAGUUUACUGCUGCAGGAAGUACUAAUUGGUAUUGAAAAAAACCUAGUUUAUUUCUUAUCUUACAAAUUAAUUUCCACCCGAUUGUGAGAGCCUGCAUGUCGUGCAUAUGGGAUAGAGUUCCUACAAAAUGAAAGAGGGAAAACACCCAUAAUGCAAUUCAUCAGCACUCUACUCUCUUUCUAUCCCCUCAUUUAAAAUUUACAGUACUACAUAUAGUCUGGCAAAAGAGGUGGAAAAAAAAAAGCAGGCAGGGCAGUUGCAGCUCCAGCCAAUGCACUGCCAGAUGGGGCCUUGUGGGUUCUCUCCACCUACAAGGAAAUCAAUUUACCAUAAUUUGUCCUAUUAUAUUUUCCUCAUUUGAAUGGUGCUAUAUGGGAUCUUCUACCCAAACAGUGGAAUAUGAGGCCACCUCAAAACAUAGGAUUGAGAAUAAUGGCGAGUAAAGAGGAACAACCUUUUUUUUCUUCGUUUUGAACAGGGAAUACAAGUCUGCCUUUGAAGAUAAAAAGAUCUGGUAUGAGCACAGGCUCAUUGAUGACAUGGUAGCCCAGGCUAUGAAAUCUGAGGGAGGCUUUAUCUGGGCAUGUAAAAACUACGACGGUGAUGUACAGUCGGACUCUGUUGCACAAGGUGAGAAUCUGCUGCGUGGGUUACAGAGAAAAAUAAAAGGUGUAUUUUUUAAAAAAUUAUUUUUUAUUAGAAUACAAACUUGUAAUGACUUGGUGCCCACAAUUAGUUUAUUAUUUUAUAUUGACGCUCUCAAUAUUAUUUUUUACUAUAUAUCGCUUUAUUUACAAAAGCAUCACUAUAUAAGAAUCACCAUUUUGAAAUUAGUUUUGUUUUUAAAUUGUGGGAGGAUCAUGUUGGUACACAUAAACAUCCAAUACCCCUGCAUAACAUGUGCUUAUUUUUAUGUCUGUUUAAAGCUGGUUAAUUAUAAGGGCCUAUAAGGAUUUAUAAGGGUUAGUAUUUUGAAUUGGCUCUUUUAAAAUAACCUGUCUUGCCCAUAAUAGACUUAUUACCGGUAUAUAGAAACCAUUAAAUGUGUUUUUUAAUAAAAAUAAAAGUGUGUGUGUGUGUGUGUAUGUAUGUGUGUAUAUAUGUAUACACACAAGCCUCAGUUUACAUAUUUUCUGAUUUACAUGAAAAUCCAUUGAAAAGAAUGCCUCGGCUUACAAUUUGUUUUUGCAGUACAAAGCAAGUUUCCCCAGGAUGCACUGCGCCUGGGAGGUUUAUAGCACCGCCCCCAUGCAUGCUGGAGUCUGUGGGUAGUGUGUCAGACCCUCUGAUUUUUAUACUUUUAAAAAUUCUAUUUGUAUUUAGAAAAAAUAAAAUAGAAAUAGAGUUUGUAUAAAAAUCAGGGAUAGAGGGUCUGUCACAGGUAGCACGUGGCGUCGAGUGUGGAGGUGUUGGAGUGACUUUUGCAUCAAAUUUUGGAGCCAUUCUGGAAACUUUUUGCAGUGGUUUGGGGACUUUUUGGUGCAUUUCUCAAGCAGUGGAAAGGUAGGGAGCUUAGCUUCGUCGUUUGCAUGCCUUUUACUGUGUGUUCUGCAUUGUGGGUUGGUUUCCAUGCCAGCUUAUUUUGACUUUUGACCUCCAGAACGGAUUAAUUGGUUUUCAGUGCAUUCCUAUGAGAAACUGUGUUUCGGUUAACAAAUUUUUCGCAAUAAGAAAUGUCCAGGAGAACGCAUUGAAUUUGUAAACUGAGGUACCACUCUGUGUGUGUAUUUUUUUAUAUAUAUAAUUUUUAAAAAAAAUUUUUGGGCAGUGCAGAGUUAGAUAUACAGGCUUGCAUGGACAUUGUAAAAGUUCAGCUGCAGUAUAAAGCACUGUGAUAUUACAUACAUUAUCCAGAAACAAAAAUUUCACUUUUUUGUAUAUAGAAAUGACAUAGCAGAGCAGUGUGUGGCAAACGAUAAGUCAAACAAUCGAAUAAGAACUAUGCUAGUGACAACACAAUAACAGCUUGUGAAGGAGUGCCUACCAAGAAACUUUUUCUUAAGGGUUUAGUCAGGCUUGGUAACUGUCGGCUACCAAAAACAAAAUAAAAUAAAAAUUGAACCACUGGUCUCGGUUGUCUGGAGCACUACAAUACCAUACCAUCCAGAGCGGGAAACUUAUAAGUGUACCAAACGUAAUAAUGUAAUAGCUCUAUUCUAAGCAUGUACAUACGAAGCAAAGUUAAUUAGGCGUGUAAUGGUCAUGUGGGGAAAUUACGAUAAAGUAAUCCGCCGUUUGGAGUGUCCCAACAUUCAGCCUAUUACAGAUGGUGAGAAAUGUGAGUCCUGCGUGCGAAGGAUUUUAUAAGCUGCGAUUCCCUGAUAGCGACGUGGGGCGUCACUCCAGGCGGGUUUACAGGCCCGCAUCUUUGAGCCACGGACUUGGGAGUUUCUAGAGUCCAAGCCCUUCCCGAAAGGGGAUAAACAUGAGGCCUUGGUGGUACGUUGCCGCUAAUAGUGGUAGGUCCUCCGUCUGUGUGGACAAUGCUGUUGGUCUUCGGCCCAGGCAGGCCAGUGAUAGAAGGUGCAUGCAAAUGGGGUCUGUUAAUGGUGAAAGGAGGCCCACUCACCGCCCAGUCUUCGCCUUCUGUAUCCUCCUCCUGAGAUUGAGGCAGUAUGGCUGCUUGGCGUGCCUCCAAAGGGGCCCAGAAUUGGUCAAAGAUUGUAUCCAACUGCCACAUAGUUUGCUUGACAGGAUCAAAACGAUCUGUGUUGUGCUGCUGAGUGUGGACACUCUGCUGGAUAACCUGAGCCGCCAUCUUGUGUGUUUAAGCUAUUAUUGUAGCUUGGCAGGUUUAUAAGCAUACAUCCACACUGGUGCACACAACAAGCUAGUGGAGACCAGGAUAACCCCCACCGGUCCAGAGGCUUUAAGGUAAGUCUGAGAAGGUGCAGUAUCACACGGAUCGGGGGAUCGGCGGCCUUACCCGUCUGGCGAUUUUGCUAGGCCCAGCUGCAAAUCUCCGUCCAAUACACUGUGCACAUUCAGGCCGACAUCUGCAGUAACCCGACUGGCUUCAGGAACAGGUAAGUCGUAAAUAGUAUUGAUAUGGCUGGUAGUCGAUUAUGUGGCUGAAUAUGAAAAUCUGACUGAGCUUGCAGGAGGCACAACCAUUUGCCAUGGAGCUCAGACACCACCCCCUAUUAUAUAUAUUUUUUAUUUUACAGGAUACGGCUCUCUAGGCAUGAUGACCAGUGUGUUAAUUUGCCCUGAUGGGAAAACUGUAGAGGCUGAAGCUGCCCAUGGUACUGUAACUCGUCACUACAGGAUGCAUCAGAAAGGACAGGAAACCUCCACUAAUCCCAUUGGUAAGUAGACACAUAAAAUAUUCUACUAACUUGGAGUCUUGAAUAUUACAAAUCGUUAUAACCCAAAUUUAUUUCUUCAUUUUUACCAGCUUCCAUUUUUGCAUGGACUCGAGGAUUAGACCACAGAGCAAAGCUGGACAACAACCCUGAACUUAAGAACUUUGCUAUAGCCUUAGAGGAGGUCUGUGUGGAGACCAUUGAGGCUGGAUUUAUGACCAAGGACCUUGCAGCUUGCAUUAAAAGCUUACCAAAGUAAGUUACUGCAGUUAUCCAUUGUAGGUGUAGGGGCUCCAUUGGUAAACCCUUUCCGAAUGACAAAGCAUCACGGGAGUAGUAGGUGUAGGGAUGCCUUUUGGUAAACCCUUUACGAGUGGCAAAACAUCACCGGAGCUGUACACUGCUGUCACCCAAGAUUUACUAAUGUAAAUUGACUUAAUAAUACAUGAAUACUAUCUGGACCUUACACUUAUUAUAAAGUAUAGUACCUUCCCAUUUCAGUACCCCUGCAUGAUACCCUCUCCUUUUAUCUACAUAAAACAACCUUCAUAAACAUUUCAAUCCUCACACCAUUCCAGUGCUACUAAUCCUAUGCUUUUUUUUAUACUGCCAUCCCCCCUUAAGCUCCUGCAAUGCAUAACUGUCACAGACAAACUGUGAUUAAUAGAAAUACACUGCUAAGUAUUACUUAAAGGACCAGUAUAGGUACCCAGACCACUUCAGCUCAAUGAAGUGGUGUGGGUGCCAGGUCCAUCUAGGGUUAACGCUGCCUGCUGUAAACAUAGCAGUUUCAGAGAAACUGCUAUGUUUACAAAUGGGUUAAUCCAGCCCUCUGGUGGCUGUCUCAUUGACAGCCGCUAGAUGCGCUUCAUCGCGUCUCACUGUGAUUUUCACGGUGAGAAGACGCCAGCGUCCAUAGGAAAGCAUUGAGAAUGCUUUCCUAUGGACUGGCUGAAUGCAUGCGCGGCUCUUGCCGUGCAUGCGCAUUCAGCCGAUGACGUCAGAAAAGGGAGGAGAGUCCCAGCGCCGAGGGAGGAGAGUCCCAGCGCAGCGGGAGUGGGACCCUGAGGGUGGGGGCACCCUCAGGGCACUAUAGUGCCAGGAAAACGAGUAUGUUUUCCUGGCACUAUAGUGGUCCUUUAAAAGAUUAUUGCAAUAUAAAAUCUUGCAGGUUCAUUUUUAUUUAACUGAAAUUGUAUUUUAUAAAGAAAAUGAAUACAGUUUUGAUGAAAAUGAUUUCACGUUUUUGUUUCUCUUUAUAGUGUACAAAGAUCGGAUUACUUGAACACAUUUGAAUUCCUGGACAAACUGGCAGACAAUUUGAAGCUGAAACUUGCUGCUCAACCCAAGCUGUAAACAAAGUGUUUUUAGAAGAAGAAAAAAAUACUCAGGUUUUCUGCUAUUACUUUUGGUUUACAGAGUCCAAACGGACAUUUUAUUUCCAUGUCAUGAUACAAUGCACUAGUUCUGCUUUGUAUUUAGUUAUUUUUUUAAUUUUUGGUUUUAUCCAACCUUCAUCUUGAUUUACAUGCCUAGCAACUGUAAAAUGAGAAGCUGGUCAGUAAUCACUGUGAAUUUCUUCUGACUGCAUUAGUAUGGAUACUAAUUUAGAAAUGCAGUCUCCCAUGCAACAUAAUAGACAUGUUAGAAUGCACACAGGCAUUCAUUUGAGUAGAAUUUAAAAAAACAUGAACACUAAUGUUAUCAUCCCAAAAAUAUUUUGCACUAAUCAUGCAUUUAUUUUUUUUGAGAACAGUGAUUAUACGGGCCUAUGUUUGCUACGUGCGCUCUCCCUAGAGUGUGCCAUGGUUGAUUAUUAUGGUGCUUUUAGAUGAGAUGUCCCUGGAUGUGAAUGUGUUACAUGCAUUCACUUUUUAUACACAUAUACCAUAUCAUGUUCUUCUAACAGCAGUUUUAACUGAAGUACUGGCAUAGAGCAUUAGAAAAGAUGCAAUUAAUGUCUAAUGAACUGGUCUAAAAAUGUUUACCAAAUGUUGCAUAACUUGAGGGGGAUCAUCUAGAAAACUUAAAGUAUUCUAAAAUAACACAAUUGUCAUUGUGUCUUGGCCCAAUAGAUUUUAAAUAAAGAUUCUGUUCUCGUAGGAACACAGGCAUUAAUAUGAUCUUCUUUCAUUGCAUCACAUGCCUACAAGCAAGAGUUAACCUGGUCUGACACAAAUGUGCAGAACAAUGUGAUUAUUAAAAAUAAUAAGUAGAGAAGGCGGGACAGUACCUCUACACCAGGCCAUACAAGCCUACCACUCCAUAAUGUCUUCAGCUUCAAAAACUCUGUCACUUAAGACACCACCAUUCUGACUUUUGUUCGGUCCAUCUGCAAGGAUCCUGUAAUGUACUUUUACUGAGACACUAUAACACACAGACAGUAUGGCUAUAUUUCAAAACAAGUGUCUUAUGGGUUGAGCUUUGAGAUCUGUCCUUGAUCUUGAAUGGAACGCACAGAAACAAUGGUCUGUAAUGCUACUGUGAUCUGCAGAUUAGACUCUUUGUCUCUUCAAAACAAACAAUAAUUGUUUAAAACUGUACUAGUCAUAACAAAUUGUCUGUUUUUACAGAAAUCGGUUAUAUUUUUAAUAAAUCAUAAUUUCAUGAUGAA